AUGUUAUUAAAAAUAUGGUAUAAACUUGAUAUUAGAGAUUAUAAUAAUUGGUUAUGUAUUAUUCAUACAAGUUUAUCAAAUUAUUUAUUAUAUUGGUCAGCAUAUAUGCAAUGUAUUUUAUCAAUACAACGUUGUUAUCUUGUAUUAUAUCCAUUAAAAAUUAAAUCAAAAUGGAUUUCAUUAACAAAAUUAUUUAUUUAUCAAAUUAUCAUAUCGAUUUUAUUAAUUAUACCAAUACUUCCAUAUCCAUUAUAUUGGCAAAUUAUUAAUAAUGAUUGUGAUCCAAUCAAUGAAAAAAUAUUUCGUUUAACAACAUUAUGUGAUUUAAUAUUUUGGGGAUUAAUACCAGUAUUUGUUAUGACUACAUGUACAGGAAUUAUUUGUCGUAAUUUAUUAGCAAGAAAUAAAUUUACAAAUAAAACGAUUCAAUCUAAAAUGAAAAUGAAUCAAUCUAAUAAUCAUAAUCAUAAUAAUUAUUAUUAUUGUUCAUCUCAUACAACGAGAAAUAUCAGUGAUUUAUGUAAAAUUCAUUAUCCAGAAGACACUGAAAUACAUAUACAUAAGGAAAAGAAAUCAUGUUGUUCAGAAAGUGUAAUAUCAAAUCAAGAAAAUAUAUUGACUAUAAAUAAUCAGACAAUUCGUUCAAUGAAUGACAUUCGAACAACAUCAGAGUUAAAUAAACGUAAAUAUAUUACACAAGAUAGUCAUACACAUGUAACACCAUUAUUAUUAUGCAUGAAUUUUGUUUAUAUGGCUAGUGUAUGUCCAUUACUUAUUUAUUUUUUAUAUUUAAAUUUCAUUGUAGAUAGUAUUGAUAAUAAUAUGCAUAAAUUUCUAUACUACUUAUUUCGUAGUUUAUGCUUAUUGACUACAUGUACUAAUUGGAUAUUUUAUUGUGUGGCUGGUAAAAAAUUUCGUGAUCGUACAAAACAAUUAUUAUUAUCAUUAUGUAAUUCUAAUAAAAUUUCAUCCGUCAUUAAUGAAAAUGGUUUCUUAAUUAUUAAAUAUACUGAUAAGCAUAGGUGUUCAGUUUCAAAUAUAACAAGAACCAAAGGAUUAUCAUCAUCGGAUAAUUAA
Molecule: messenger RNA, 1077 nt
Organism: Schistosoma haematobium
Lineage: Eukaryota; Metazoa; Platyhelminthes; Trematoda; Strigeidida; Schistosomatidae
Exons: 1
Coding region: 1-1077 (358 amino acids)
Biological process (GO): sensory perception of chemical stimulus; G protein-coupled receptor signaling pathway
Cellular component (GO): plasma membrane
Molecular function (GO): G protein-coupled receptor activity
Source: RefSeq, a predicted model, not a curated record